This is a messenger RNA of Hemisphaericaspora subhashii, 518 nucleotides long. It is a transcript of the gene MTLA1, whose product is annotated as Mtla1p. Lineage: Eukaryota; Fungi; Ascomycota; Pichiomycetes; Serinales; Debaryomycetaceae. The annotation marks the transcript as partial. The transcript is spliced from 3 exons. The record is from RefSeq and is a predicted model, not a curated record.
AUGAACUCGGAAUCAAAAAAUAACCGCUCACUCUUGGAUAGCAUUGAUAAUCUAGAGAAGGUGACUUCAAAGUACUCCACUGAGGAAAAAGAGAGUCGUUUCAAUGCAUUUAAAAGUCAACCACAAGUCUCACAGGCAGCUCCAGAAGCCUUAUUUGACAAUUCAUUAUCAAAGUUGAUCAACAUCUCUUCGGCAGUUGAACCAGGGAACCACUUCGAAUGCCUUAUUAAGAAUCUUUAUGAAACUAUGUUGAAAUCCCAAAAGGAGGAAAAUGAACAACAGUUAACUCUACCUAUUGGAGACCCAGCCGAAUAUUGUCUAACCAAAAUUGAUAUAUCAGUGAGUAAUUCACUCGACAAUGCCGUUAGUUCUGAUGAGGAUAUGGCCAGCGAAGACAACCUUAAACCGAAGCAAACUCGUCGAAGACUAAGUAACUCGGUGAAGGAUUUUCUCGAGAUUCACGAACAAGAGAAUGAGGAAGAAGCAGCUGAUGGGGACAAGCCCCGAAAGCUCGAACA